GGAGGAAGAGCGAAGGCGAGAAGCAGAAUUGAGGGGACAAGCGGAGGAAAACCAACGAAAGGCAGAGGAGGAAAGGGAUCAAGGAAGAGAACAGACGCGACAAACGACUUUCGGAGAGCUCAUUCAACUCUGCCACAAUCUGUUCUCGCGAUCCUUGAGGGUCGAAGAUCCGUCUCUCUCGACGACAGGAAAAAUACCACCACCCAAAGGGAAACGCUGUCCGUUGCGACUCCUCCCAUGGACUGACUCUGCAGCCAGACAGCAAGAAGUCUACCGCUCGGUCUGCAACUACCUAGAACCACCAGGGGAGGCUGCCGAACGGCUAUUCCCUCCGCGUCUUGUGCUGGAGGGCUUCGGGCAAGAAUUCAACAAAAGAGCUAUAAGCAGUGAACAGGAUCUAGAGAGUUACGAACGAUUUGGCGUGGAGAACCAUGUUCGUGACAUAAUCGCAGAGCUCUGCAAGAUUCCUGCCGCCCGAGAUGAAUUCCACCUAGGCGAUGGGGUCUGGUUCGACAGCCACGCUAACGCCCUCGAUCCAGUUGAAGUCGACCUCUCCCAAGCAACCGAACCCUCGACUUCCCGGCGUUCUAGGCCGGAUCAGUUUUGCAUACGUCGUGUCGACGGCGAUACCAGGACCCUCCUUACGACAGUUGAGUACAAACCACCUCAUAAGUUAUCCGUCCGGAACCUUCGCGCGGGAUUGCGACCGAUGGACUUCUGGACCGAAGUGGUCAGGCCUAAUUCCGUCCCUACGGAGGAACCUGAGAAAUUGAGAUACAAUGCAGCUCUGCUAACGGGCUCAGCGGUGGUCCAAGAGUAUCAUGUGAUGAUCCAAGAAGGGCUCGAAUACUCCUAUCUGACGAAUGGACUGGCUUUGGUUUUGCUGCGAGUCCCCUACGAAGACCCGAGUAUCCUGUACUACCAUCUCUGUGAACCCAACAUGGAAGCGAACCAGGAACACAGCCAGGACUUCCGGCAACCGGUAACAACGGUCGCGCGUGUAUUAUGUCUAUGUCUGAUGAGCUUCGGUUCCCGAUUCCGUGAUCAGGAGUGGCGGAAUAAGGCACUGGCGCAGCUGCCUGUCUGGACGACGAGUUUCGCUCACAUACGGUCAGAAAUCCCGCAAACAGAAUUGCAAAGAGAUCCUCCUGGUUCAGACUACACUCCCUCCGUGAGCGCGCGUACCGUCUCGGAGUAUUUACCGUCAUCUCCCUCAGUCGAAUCUUCUACAAAAGGACGUCGGGUGCUGACCCGGUCUGGAGCUCGCUGUGCACCGACGAAUACGACACGCGAUGAUUCUCCUGAUUCCGAUACAGACCAAGCUCCAGGAAGACGGAAGCGUGGCUUUAGCCAGAUCACAUCGCCUCCAUCGUCUCCAUCCGUAAAACGAUCGGCGCGCCAGUCAGGUUCCCGAGAUAUUCAAAGCGGUCAAUCUCAACAACAUAGCGCACAGUUUUGUACUCAGCGGUGUCUACUUGGCCUGCAGCAGGGUGGCUUGCUAGAUGAUCACUGCCCGAAUGUGAAGUUCCACCUGCAGGGGGGGGAGGGCAGUCGGCAUCUUAUCAAUGCCGAGGACUUGGUUCAACAGAUUAAACAGCAGCUGGAUAAAAAUAUUGACGACUGUACACCGAUGGGAGGCUGUGGAGCAUCCGGAGCUCCGUUUAAGAUCACGUGCGCUGCGUAUGGGUAUACCCUUGUCGGCAAAGGAACUACAUCCCGACUCUGGAACGAGGUGUCGCGCGAAGCAGAUAUUUAUCGCAUACUUUCGAAAGUGCAGGGUUCAGCAGUUCCUGUGUUCCUCGGAGCGAUCGACUUGGCCAAGAUCUACUUUUUGGAUGGGGCUGGGGCGAUUCGCCACAUGCUACUCAUGUCUUGGGGAGGCGAGCCUAUCAGCAAAAUCCAGCUUGACGAGGCGAUCAAGCAUGAAAUCUCGCGGUCUCAGAAGAAGAUCCGUUCACUGGGAGUUUUGCAUCAGGACCUCCGCCCGGAUAAUUUCCUGUGGAACGCCGAGCUAGGCCGGGUUUUGAUCAUUGACUUUCAUCGUUCUGAAUUGGAUGGCCGACCGGCAAAAAAGAGAGCGAGGUCACGCGAGCAGCUCUCGUGCGCGGCAGAGGAACACUGGCGAAAACGACGUCGUGCAGUCUACAAAUGAAGGCAAUCUGGGGGUCUGCAUUUCCUCCCAAGAUAUGUCGAACGGUAAACAUUGGCCAGGCGUAUUGAUCAGUUGACCAAGAUCUCACGCAAAAUAUAUACUGUACCCGUAUUCUGGAGCGACCAUACUGGAGCUAUCCUUACUCCGGAGCGAACCAUGCUCGGAGACGGUGGCGGCUGGGGACAAACAGUAGACGCUAGUAGAAAGUUGCACAAGUGGAAUUAUGGCCGCAUUCCAACAGUAGCAAAAUGGCAUGAUGAACAGUGCUUUAUAUGCUCCUCGCAGGCACCAGAACUUCAAUGUCUUGGAUCUAAAGAGUGUCGCCCAAGAUGCGCGAAAUGCUUUAUGUUUGCGGAAUAAAACGCGCUUCUUGACAAUCUUUUUCUUGAAAAAGAAGAAAGAAAGAAAGAAAGAAAAUACUGAACAUGCUACGCAAUUAGAAUACGUGGCUCUGCGCCAGAAUCGUGGCCCUUAUCGCUA
Messenger RNA from Aspergillus alliaceus, 2632 nucleotides. RefSeq lists its product as uncharacterized. The transcript has a single exon. Bases 710 to 2152 code for a protein of 480 amino acids. Lineage: Eukaryota; Fungi; Ascomycota; Eurotiomycetes; Eurotiales; Aspergillaceae. The record is from RefSeq and is a predicted model, not a curated record.